Emys orbicularis (European pond turtle) is the source of this 2700-nucleotide messenger RNA. RefSeq names its product zinc finger protein 436-like. Bases 1 to 2700 code for a protein of 899 amino acids. NCBI's taxonomy places the organism in Eukaryota, Metazoa, Chordata, Testudines, Emydidae. The transcript is spliced from 6 exons. The record is from RefSeq and is a predicted model, not a curated record. Gene Ontology annotation, biological process: regulation of DNA-templated transcription.
AUGCAGGAGAACUAUGCGAACAGGACCUCACAGGGAUCUCCGAUUCCCAAACCCAACACUGUCUCCCGGCGGCAACAAGAGGAAGAGCCAUGGGUCCCGGAUCUCCAAGGCUCUGGGGAAAGGGAGAACCCGAGAGGAGACUGCCCAGUGCAGGGAAUUGACUCCUGUUCAGAUCAUCCCACUCGCCUCGGGGAAAUAUUCAGGACCCGCAAAGACUCCCUGUUGCGCAAGGGCCCGCGCCCCAGGGAGAGACUGAACACAUGCAAAGACUGCGGGAAGAGCUUCCGUCAGCGGUCCAACCUCCUGGCGCAUCAGAGGACCCAUGGGGGAAAGAGACCCCACCCAUGCGCUGACUGUGGCAAAACCUUCGGUGCCUUCUCCAACCUCCUGCGGCACCAGCGUGGGCACGCCGGCGAGAAGCCCUACAAAUGCCCCGACUGUGGGAAAGGCUUCGGGCACAGCUCGGCCUUGGUCACCCACCGGCGGAUCCAUACCGGAGAGAAACCCUACGCCUGCGGGGACUGCGGGAAGCGCUUCAACGUGGUCUCCAACCUGGUGCGUCACCAGCGGAGCCACACGGGCGAAAAGCCCUACAAGUGCCCCGACUGCGGGCGGCGCUGCAGCCAGCGCUCCCACCUGGUCACCCACCGGCGGCUGCACACCGGCGAGCGUCCCUAUGUCUGCCUGGAGUGCGGGAAGUGCUUCAACGUCAGCUCAGACCUCAUCAAGCACCGGCGCAUCCACACCGGGGAGCGGCCCUACGCCUGCAGCGACUGCGGGAAAUGCUUCAGCGGCAGCUCCAACCUGCUGACCCACCAGCGGCUGCACACGGGCGAGCGGCCCUACAAGUGCCCCGACUGCGGGAAAGGCUUCACCAUCAGCUCCAAGCUGAUUGCCCACCAGCGCACCCACACCGGCGAGCGGCCCUACAGCUGCGCCGACUGUGGGAAGGGCUUCAGCGACCGGCCCCACCUGGCCCGUCACCAGAGCGCCUCCCGGCGCGAAAAGCGCUACAAGUGCUCCGACUGCGGGAAGGGCUUCACCACCAGCUCCUACCUCCUCACCCACCAGCGCAGCCACACCGGGGAGACCCCCUUCAUCUGCGGCGACUGCGGGAAGAGCUUCGCCGUGGUCUCCAACUUGGUGCGGCACCGGCGCAUCCACACGGGAGAGAAGCCCUUCCGGUGCGGUGAGUGCGGGCGGCAGUACAGCCAGCGAGCCCACCUCACCACCCACCAGAGGGUGCACACCGGGGAGCGGCCCUACGUCUGCCUGGACUGUGGGAAAGGCUUCAACGUCAACUCCUCCCUCACCAAGCACCGCAGGACCCACACCGGAGAGAAACCCUACGUCUGCCCCGACUGCGGGAAACGCUUCAGCCAGAGCUCCAAUGUCAUCACCCACCGCAGGCUGCAUCACGGGGGCCAUGGCUGCAGAAUAACAUCCACAUUUCGCUCCAGAUUGUCCCAUUCUCCUGAGGGGCCGGGUAGAGGAAUGGCUGCAGUGAAGCCGAUUCAGGUGCCAGUGACCCUAGGGGAGGUGGCUGUGUAUUUCACCGAGGGGCAGGGGGCUCUGCUGGACCCCGGUCAGAGUGCCCUCUACAGGGACGUCAUGCAGGAGAAUUACGAGACGUGCAGGGAAGGACUCAUGUCUGGAUUCUCUAUCCCGGCACAUGAUGGGACGGUGAGUGAGAACCAGGGGAGAAAUCCUCAGCAGGAUUGUCCUGAACAAGUGGAACCCCAUGGGACAUUAUCAGGAAGAGCUGAAGGGCAUGUCUCCCAGGACCCCGAGCGGGGAGAAGGCUGUGGGAUUCAGCACAGGCUAAAGAGGCAGCAGGGAAAUCAUCCAUCAGAGAAAGGUGGCAAAUCCAACAAUGGUGUGGGAGGUUGCAAGGGCCUCAAGGAAACCCCAGCCCAGCCGAGAAACCCCGAGGGGGAGAGAAGACACACGUGUACGGAGUGCGGGAAGAGCUUCAAACGGAGCUCCAACCUUAUCACCCAUUGGCGGAUCCACACCGGGGAGAGACCCUACAAAUGCUUUGACUGCGGGGAAAGCUUCAACGUGAGCUCCAAUCUCAUCACGCACCGGAGACUCCACACGGGGGAGAAACCUUAUAUGUGCCCCGACUGCGGGAAAAACUUCAUCGUGAGCUCACAGCUUACUAUACACCAGAGGAUCCAUACAGGAGAGCGACCCUAUCAGUGUCCCGAGUGCGGGAAAAGCUACAUCCAGAGCUCAGCCCUGGUUAAGCAUCGGAGAACACACAUGGCAGAAAAACCCUACAAGUGUCCCGAAUGCGCAAAAAGCUUCACUGUGAGCACCGCCCUCAUUAGGCACCAGAGACUGCACAUGGGCAAGCGAUCCUAUACAUGCCCCGAGUGCGGAAAAAGCUUCGGUGUAAACUCAGACCUUAUCCGACACCAGAGACUACACACAGGAGAGAGGCCUUAUAAAUGCCUGGACUGUGGGAGAAGCUACACACAAAGCUCAGCUCUGAUUAGGCAUCAGAGAAUCCAUACAGGAGAAAAGCCUUAUAAAUGCCCCAGUUGCGGCAAGAGCUUCAGCCAAAGGUCAAAUCUCAUUAAACACCAGAGAAUCCACACGGGAGAAAAACCGUAUAGAUGCGGCGAAUGUGAAAAAUGUUUUAGCACCAGCUCAAAUCUCGUAACGCAUCAGAGACUCCACAGUAGAGUCUGUUAG